CUAUAUAUAACAACGGCCAAGCCAGAGUCACAUAGCACAGGUCGUAGCACGCUAUGUUGCUUGUGUUAACACUUCUCCCGGCCUUAGUGCUGGGUGAACAACUGAAGAACGCCGACUUCGACAGCACAACGUACUCUGCCUCCGCAGGAUGGUCGUGCAACAACUGUGCGGCUUCCGCCAGCACCGACAGGCACUCAGGGUCACACAGCGUCAAGGUCACAAACAGAAAGCAUGACUGGGCCGGUAUCACACAGACUUUCCCUGCCCAAGGAGGACACCUGUACCUGUUUCGGGCCUAUGUGAAAAUCCUGAAUUUGGCUCAGGGCAAGAUGUACCACACCAUGGACGUGAUGCUUGAAAUCAAAGAUAACGGGGGAAACUCCCAGUACGUGCAGGUGGGCUACACACCCCACAUCAAACCUGGAGACUGGCACGUCGUCGGUGGAGACUACCGCAUGCCUGGCGGUUUCAAAGAGGCGAGAGUGUAUUUCCAGAUCCACGAGCCAGAAGUGAAUUAUCUCUUGGACUCUGCCACUAUACAGGAAGUUCCUCACAUUUCCAACCUAAAGUCUGAAACAAACGGCAGAAUUGACCAGCUACGCAAAGCCAACAUCAAUAUCAGGGUAACGGACAACCAUGUACAUCCAUCUGGUCUUACUGUAGAGGUCCACCAAACAAGCAGCGAGUUCGGUUGGGGUUCUGCCGUGGAUGCCAAUGACAUCACAGACUCACAACACAAGAAAUAUCAGGACUACUUCUAUGACAAUUUUGAGUGGGCUGUUCUGGAGAAUGCUCUAAAGUGGUACUCAAUGGAGCCCCAGCAGGGUCAAAACAAUGUUGCUCUGCCGAACAAAGCUGUCAACACAUUGCGAUCAAAAGGGAUCAAAGUGAGAGGACAUAACAUAUUUUGGGCUGUACCCAAAUGGGCACCUAAGUGGCAGUCCCAGAUAUCUGCAUCAGCUCUGAAGAAAGAGAUGCAGUACAGGAUUGGUGAAAGUGUUGGCUACUUCAAGGGAAGGUUGCCUCACUGGGACGUAAAUAACGAAAACACUCAUGGCGACUUCUAUGCCCAACGUCUACACGACCCUGACAUCACCAUGUGGAUGUUCAGGGAGGCUCACAACGCUGACCCAAGCACUCUACUCUUCCUCAACGACUAUGACAUCGUGAGCGGACAUGGGGCCACCACGGGAUAUGAAGACCAAGCUCAGUAUCUACGCAGUAAGGGUGUUCCUGUACAGAGAAUAGGCAUUCAGUCUCACCUUAGUGGAGGAGGACUUGACAUCGACGCAAUCAAGCAUCGGUUGGACGAGGUGGCUCGUGCAGGUCUGAAGAUGUGGAUCACAGAGCUGGAUAUUAAUGAUGGCAAUGAAAACACAAAGGCUGAUAAGUAUGAGCAGGUGAUGCGACUGUACUUCAGUCAUCCUGCCAUAGAGGGAAUCAUGUUCUGGGGAUACUGGGAUGGCAGACAUUGGCUACCAAAUGCUGCUCUUGCUAACGGUCCAAAUGUAACACCAAACGCUGCAGGACGGAGGGUAAAACAGCUGAUCAAGGGGGAGUGGAGGACCAACGAGUCCCACCCAGUCAGUGAGGGCCAGAACCUCCGAGUGAGAGGAUUCAAGGGCGGUUACACAGUGCAGGUCAAACACAACGGAAAUGUCAUCAAAACUGAACACUUCACUCUGGGUGGCAACGGUGUUGAUCUGACCAUCAAUCUGUCGGGAUCAGGCAAUAAUCCGCAUGUUAACAACAUCAUUAUUGGAUAAGUUUCGAGGUAAUAAAUAAAUAUUCCAACA
This is a messenger RNA of Haliotis rubra (blacklip abalone), 1796 nucleotides long. Its product is annotated as endo-1,4-beta-xylanase 2-like. Gene Ontology annotation, molecular function: hydrolase activity, hydrolyzing O-glycosyl compounds. The transcript is spliced from 13 exons. Gene Ontology annotation, biological process: carbohydrate metabolic process. NCBI's taxonomy places the organism in Eukaryota, Metazoa, Mollusca, Gastropoda, Lepetellida, Haliotidae. The coding region runs from base 54 to 1766 and encodes 570 amino acids. The record is from RefSeq and is a predicted model, not a curated record.